This is a messenger RNA of Owenia fusiformis, 1852 nucleotides long. NCBI's taxonomy places the organism in Eukaryota, Metazoa, Annelida, Polychaeta, Sabellida, Oweniidae. The record is from the annotation of a GenBank genome assembly.
CCCGGAUGUAAGAAACACAUGUGAAAAUGGAUGAGAAAAGUAUUUUGAGUUUCCACCAAAUGGGCCUUGAUGACCGUCUAUUAAAGGCAAUUGCAAAGCUUGGUUGGUUACAGCCUACACUGAUACAAGAAAAGGCGAUACCCCUGGCACUGGAGGGAAAGGAUGUACUCGCUAGAGCUCGAACAGGAAGUGGAAAAACUGCAGCCUUCGCCAUUCCAGUCAUUCAGAAAAUACUACAAUCAAAACAGAUGGCGACCAAACAGAAGGUAUCUGCAAUCAUUCUGACACCAAGUAAAGAACUCUGUAACCAAGCUUAUAAGAAUAUACAGGAACUUACAAAUAGCUGUAGCAGAGAAGUAAGAUGUGUUGAUGUUUCUGGUCAAGUCUCUCUUAAUGCACAGAAGCCUCUUCUGAUGGAAAACCCUGAUAUAGUAGUCGGGACCCCCGCACGUAUUAUGGCCCAUAUUCAGGCGAAAAACCUUGAUGUCAAAGAGACAUUAGAAAUGGUUGUCAUUGAUGAAGCGGAUCUGGUCUUCUCUUUUGGUUAUGAACAAGACAUUAAAAUUCUAUUAAACCAUUUCCCACAAAUCUAUCAGGCGUUCUUGAUGUCAGCAACAUUAGGUGAUGAUGUCAAGGCAUUAAAAAAGAUGGUGCUGCACAAUCCUGUCAUUCUCAAACUGGAGGAAUCUCAACUUCCAGAAACUGCCCAAUUAACGCAAUACCAUAUAAAAUGUGAAGAGGAAGACAAAUUUGUGUUGAUCUACACAUUGUUGAAACUGAGGCUGGUUAGGGGUAAAACCUUGCUGUUUGUCAACACAAUCGACAGGUGCUACAGAUUGAAGCUCUUCCUUGAACAGUUUGGUAUUUCAUCAUGCGUUCUCAACUCUGAACUACCCCUGAACUCAAGGGUCCACAUCGUGAACCAGUUCAAUGAAGGACUAUACGACUACAUCAUUGCAUCUGACGAGAAUGUUCUCUUUGACCCUGGUGCAGCUAAAAAACCAACAGGCAAAAAUAAAGGAGGAAAACGUAAGAAAGACAAAGAAUAUGGUGUGUCUCGUGGAAUUGAUUUCCAGCAUGUUUCCAAUGUCAUCAAUUUUGAUUUCCCGCCAAAUCCUAAUGCUUAUAUCCAUCGUGUGGGUCGUACAGCACGUGGAGACAACACAGGAACUGCACUGUCAUUCGUCAGCAUAAAGGAGAUGGAGCUUCUAAAGGAAGUUGAAAAUGAACUAGAUUCAAAUGAAGAUGGGGAUUCAUCAGUGUUCAAACCAUACCAGUUCAAGAUGGAAGAGAUCGAGGGAUUCCGUUACAGAGCUAAAGAUGCCAUGAGGGCUGUAACAAGUGUAGCAGUUAGGGAGGCCAGAUUAAAAGAAAUAAAAUCAGAAAUAUUUAAUUCACAAAAACUAAAGUCAUAUUUUGAGGAUAAUCCACGUGAUCUGCAAGUCUUAAGACACGACAAGUCUUUGCAUACAGUUAAACUACAAGAACAUCUGAAGAACGUACCAGAAUAUCUAGUUCCAAAGACAUUGAAGAACAUGCGUGGUGGCAUGCGAUCAAGGAAGCAACCUCGGCAGAGUGUGAAAGCACCAGUAACAAAAGGUCAAAUGAAAUAUAGGAAAAGAAAAGCAGAUCCACUAAAGAGCUUUGAAUUUGUGGGACUGAAGAAAUCAAAGAAGAAAAAACAUUAAUGCACUGACAAACAAACUUAGUGCUAUUUUACUGUAAAGAUGAAGACUAUUAACACAGAUAUGUGAAAUAUGUGAAAAUAUAUGUGAAUAUAACUAUUGUUUUGAAAUACCAUUCAGAUGUCUGUUGAAUCAUUGUAUAAAAGGGGUCUGUGUAGCAGAAGUCA